Messenger RNA from Xylona heveae TC161, 1650 nucleotides. RefSeq names its product PLP-dependent transferase. Gene Ontology annotation, cellular component: cytosol. The record is from RefSeq and is a predicted model, not a curated record. The transcript has a single exon. Bases 468 to 1535 code for a protein of 355 amino acids. Gene Ontology annotation, molecular function: L-allo-threonine aldolase activity. NCBI's taxonomy places the organism in Eukaryota, Fungi, Ascomycota, Xylonomycetes, Xylonales, Xylonaceae. Gene Ontology annotation, biological process: L-threonine catabolic process; glycine biosynthetic process.
AGAUCAUACUUCCAAUGUCUACUCUUAUCCAAGAAUAAUUAUUCUUCAUCUGAAAUAAACUAUUGACUCUGAAUAUUCACAGUGAGAGGAAAUGAAGGAGAGGGCGAGGCUUUUCUCCUCUGCGCCGGACGCUGAUGCUGACUUCGUGCUGGAUGGACUCAGGAUUGCACGAAGGCAGAACUACUGGAAAUAGCUGCUAGUGCCUUCUACUACUUGGGAGAGCAAUAUUUACGAAAUCCGGGGAACAUAAUUGACGCAAUUCCAUUCGUUCGAUCGACUAGAUCCAACAUUUGAUAAGAGGUGGGAUGUGCAGUGCAUUCCCGACAUCGGGAAUAAGUUUUGGACUUCAAGGCUCGACUCAACCGCCCUAUAUUACAUGUUUAUCAGCUCGAUCCAUAGAACAUUUUGCUCUUUCAAUGCCUCACGCCCUUUACUGACUAUUUCCUCUCAAAUUAUACAUUCUAAAAAUGCCUUCCUCUUUUCUUGAAACCAAGACGCCGCCCAAGUACAGCUUUACCGACGACUACAGCGAAGGUGCUCAUCCGCAACUCCUCGAAGCUCUUGUGCGCACCAAUUCAACGCAGCAAGUCUCUUAUGGGAACGAUGAAUACAGCAGCGAAGCACGCCGAUUAAUCCAAAGAAAACUUUCUGCCACCGAGGAUGAGGUGGCCAUCCACUUCGUGCCCAGCGGGACCUCUGCCAACUUGAUCUGCAUCGCGAGCUGUUUACGGCCUUACGAGGCAGUGCUGACUGUCGGGUCAGGACAUAUUGUGGACAAGGAAGCGGGUGCCAUUGAAGCUACCGGACACAAAAUGAUUAUUGUCCCUGGAUCACGAGGGAAAAUGACGGCAGAAAACCUGGAGAAGACUGUCCGUCAGAAUCAAUUCUUCCCGCACAUGGCUAAACCGCGGCUGGUCUAUAUUUCCAACGCUACGGAAUUAGGAACCAUCUACACCAAGCAAGAGCUGGAAAGUAUCAGCGCAGUGUGCAAACGCUGGAACCUGUUACUUCACAUGGAUGGCGCUCGCAUUGGAGUCGCACUGAGUGCGCCGUCAAAUAAUUUGACACCGCGAGAUCUAGUCGAUCUAACAGACAUUUUCUGGAUUGGCGGGACCAAGAUGGGCGCAUUACUGGGGGAGGCCAUUGUUGUGCGGAGCCACUUGGCGGAAGGCUUUGCUUUCCACUUGAAACAACACGGCGCCUUGCUGGCCAAGGGUCGUAUCAUAGGUGCCCAGUUUGCAGAACUCUUCCGGGGAGAUCUCUUCUUUGAGCUGGCAACAAAUGCCAACAAGAUGGCCCAUAUGAUUUCCGACAAUUUCCAAACGUUGGGAUACCGAUUAUCGGCAAAAACAGAGACGAAUCAAGUUUUUGUAAUACUGCCAACAAGCUUGAUUCGCCGCUUAGAAGAGCGGUAUAGCUUCUAUAUCUGGGAGCACCUAGAUGAGCAACAAGCUGUGGUGAGGAUUGUCACGUCAUGGGCAACAAAUGCAUCAGAGGUGGCCGAUUUCAAUGCGUGGGUGAGACAGUGGACUUAAUUGCAUACGAGCUGAGCCAUCUUUAUAAAGUAUAACUAGCCUGGCUUUCAUCAUAUAGAUUUAAAUUAGACUUCUUAGUGUUAGACUUCAAGUGUUAGAUGCUCUGGGUCCUUGA